Fomitiporia mediterranea MF3/22 is the source of this 450-nucleotide messenger RNA. RefSeq lists its product as uncharacterized. NCBI's taxonomy places the organism in Eukaryota, Fungi, Basidiomycota, Agaricomycetes, Hymenochaetales, Hymenochaetaceae. Gene Ontology annotation, molecular function: heme binding; iron ion binding; monooxygenase activity. The transcript has 4 exons. The annotation marks the transcript as partial. The record is from RefSeq and is a predicted model, not a curated record.
UGGGAAGUGUAUACAAAGUGGAAAAAGACUUACAUGUGUGAAGGAGAUGUGAUUUAUCUCCAAGCCUUCAGCCAGUCAAUACUUGUCCUUAACUCAAUUUCUGCUACUUGCAAUCUUUUGGAAAAGAAGAGCAACGUGUUCUCUGACAGGCUGUAUUUGCUAGUAAUCUACAAAAUGGGCUUUGAGCUGCUUCUUCCUAUCCUUUAUUAUGGUCCACACUUUCGGAAGUAUCAAUGCAUGUUUCACCAAUGCUUUGGCCCACAGGCAAUCAAAGCAUUCAAACCCAUGCAAGAUUGCAAACUCCUAAAAUUCUUGUAUAAUUUAUUGACAAAGCCAGAUAAUUUCACAAUGUAUGUACACAACUCUGUUUCAGGAACAAUACUUUCAGUAACAUAUGGGCAUGAAGUAGUAACCAAGAAUGACCCUUUUGUCAAUCUUGUUGAGAAAGCU